UCUACUUUCUACCCAAACGUCUUGGAAGCUAAUUAAAAUGCAGCUUUUCUCUAAGCCACUUUCCCAAACAGACGUUGAAGUUAGGUUUUCAGUUCCCAUGGAAAGUUUAGAAGCAUUUGGAAUUCCCGAAGACGAAUACAAGAUAAAUUUCGAAGCGAUGGAUAUUAACGGGAAGCCGUGGCAGUUCCGUCUCUCCAAAAGGAAGGGAGAUAACCACCCGAAACCGGUGUUUUCUGCCGGAUGGCUUGCUUUCGCGCAGCAAAAGCGUCUUCGAAAGAAUGAUAAGCUCGUUCUCUAUGCUGACGAUCUUAAGGGCAACAAAAAGCAGUACCGUAUACAGGCGUUAAGGACAGCAUUCAGGCUUUUGGGACAGGACAUUUGGGUCGAUGUCGAGAAGUUUGAGAAAGAUGAUAAUGAUGUUAUCGGAGUAACAUCCGCGAAGUUUCUUCUACUCGAUUAAUUAAUAAUAUUGUUGUAAACAU
This is a messenger RNA of Rubroshorea leprosula, 482 nucleotides long. NCBI's taxonomy places the organism in Eukaryota, Viridiplantae, Streptophyta, Magnoliopsida, Malvales, Dipterocarpaceae. The record is from the annotation of a GenBank genome assembly.